Molecule: messenger RNA, 1513 nt
Organism: Cladocopium goreaui
Lineage: Eukaryota; Dinophyceae; Suessiales; Symbiodiniaceae
Source: the annotation of a GenBank genome assembly
CCCUUUCAAACAGCAGACAUCAGCGCGCUUGGGUUUGACCGAUUUAAGCCAUGGCCGACAUCUCAAGUCCAAACAUGGUCUUGCGCGAGCGAAAUGCCACACCAGAGGAAAAUCCAAAGCUUCUGACGACUGCUGAGAAGAAGGAGACGCCGGAAGCGAAAAGUCACCCAAUUCUGGCUCCAUCACCGGUUCGUUGCCGCAAGCUUGAACCAUCGCUGCAGGCCUGGGUGGCAUCUCAACGCUCCACGCCCGCACAGCUUCCAAAUGUGGCGCCAUCCGAGGCCCGUGGACGUGAACGCGAGCGCUACUCUCGUCAUGAAUGGUCCACCAGCUUGCGUCAAGACACUGAAACCAAGCAAUUCUGGGGCAAGGAAUUUCAGCCCACGGUGCCUCAGGGGCCUCGUCUUCGAACUGAAGAGCGUUCCAGGUCUCGAAGCUGCUCAUCCUCCCGCGAAUGGACACCGCAGGGCACACCAACCAGGCGACCACAAUCGCGCUCAAUGACUCCGGGCCGUGGCAUGCCAGAAAAGGAGCAGGUGGCAGUGGAACACUACUUGAGCCGCAUGUCGUUGGCUCGCCUGGAUUCGCCCAUGCGGAAGUUUGCCUUUGGUUCCUCCAUUGAACGAGGAGUGGCACCUUCUCCGGCACGAUCCAAUGCCAGUUCUCGGACUUCUGAGCUCAGCAGGGAUUCGAGGCUCUCGCAGCUCUCGCGGCGCAGUCUGUCGAAGGAUUUGCUCAGCACUGAGGAUCGGGAGUGCCUGCAGGCUGCCGAGGAACGAAGGCUUCUGAGGAAGCAGCUCCGUCGCAAUCGUCGCAAGUACAAGGAGGCCUUGCUGGGGGGCGGCCUCACCGAGCGCUGCACGGAUCGGACGCUGACCACGCCCAUGGCCCCCGACCUGAUGACCACUUACCGUGGCUCGCGCAUGCGCAGCUCCUCUUGGCAUGGUGCAGACCACUCUCUCUCAUUGAGGUCAUCUGAAGGAUCUGAGUCGCGUGUCCUGAAGAAACAUCCAAAUCCAAGGGAGCAGGCCGCCAUCGAACGUCACUUGGAGCAGCGCUUUGCCGCCCUGGCCCCUGCGCCCUUCAAAGAUAUCAUGGACGUGGCGGUGCCGACCCGCAAGGUGAAGGAGGCGACCAUUCCAGAAGGAGUUGAUCAUGAUGAAUGGAUCCAGGCUGCCGAAACCACCGAGGAGCGAGCUGAGCGGGCUCGUGCAGUUGCCCUUGCCAAGCGUGACUCGGAAUGGGAGCAGCAGCGCUCGAAGCUGUGCGUCUUCAGGCCCAGCACUGGUGCUGCGCCCAUCAUGACUCCGAAGAAGGACCCAGCCAGCCCGCAGGGCCCGCAGGUGGAACAGCCGGACGGCGACGGAUCGGAUUGAGCUCAGACUAUGGUCAGCUUAGUGAGUGCAAUCUUGAUUUGCUGUAAAUUCGGUGAAUGACAAAUUCGAUGCAGCUUGGCUACCUCCGCGGCACUUUGCAACUCUGCGGUUGCUUCGGAAAUGUGCCACGUGGAAAA